AGGGAAGGAAAGAAGGAGAGACACAUCAAUGUAUGGUUGCCUAUAGUGUGUCCCCUGCUGGGAACUGGCCUGCAACCCAAGCAUGUGCCCUGACUGGGAAUCGAACCAUGGUUGCUUGGUUCCCAGGCCCGCGCUCAAUCCACUGAGCUACGCCAGCCAGGGCUAUUUCUGCUUUUCUUAAUUUUCUCUGAAAACUUCUUCAACCCCAGUUGUUUCUCUUCCCUUUUUUCUCUUACUUCUUUAUCACCAAAACCCUAAUAUGUUUGUUUUCUGGUGGGGUCUGGGGCAAUUUUGGAUGGAGGGGCCCGUGGGAAUGCAAUGAAUGUGUCCAUUCUGAUGACCAACCAUCUUUCUUCCCUUGGACAGAGGUAAGAGGUUCAUGUUUCUCCCUCACUUUCCACAUGUAAUCCGGUCAAUCUAAUGGAAGUACAGCGCUCGAGGCUAGAGCUGGCAUGGGAGCCAACCAGAGAAGGCCCCAAAUGCCAGAGCAAGAGCCUGGGUUGAACUGAGGACAGUCGGGGAACGAACCUUCAGCACGUUGUAGAACCUGUCCCUUGUGCUCUUCCACACUGCCACAGCCCUGGUUUGGUCCUCCUUCGAGUCUUACAGGAAGUUCUUCAUUUCUCCUUAUAGGUCUCAGAGUUUUGCCCCUUUAUAUUACAGCUGAACACAGAUUUUUCUAAAGUUUUUAGUAGUCAAAUCUGACCACUAGUCUGAUUAGAGUCUUUAUUGUUUUCCAGCUGUCCUCAAUUCAAUCCAAGCUCCUACUCCUAGUGUUCGAGGUUCUCCCUGGUUGGCUGUAUGACCCCUCUAGUUUCAUCCAGUUUUCCAAACACCUUAAGUACAGGCAGGUCCCCACUCUGUCCCUCUCUCAGCCUUUGCUCAGGCUGCGCUCUCUGCUGGGGAUACUUUUCUCUCAACCACCUGACAAAUGCCCACAUAUCUUUCAGAACUCAACUUGGUCAUCACCUCUCUCAGGAACCUUUUGACCCCCUCUCUCCAAUGACUGCUCCCUUUUUUAUGCACUUCUGUUCUCCCAAUAGACUUUCACUGGCAGACUCCUCUGCAUCCAUUCCAUCUUCUUCCCACCGAGACUGGGCACUGGUUGUGGCUGAGUUUCUGUCACUGGUAGGCUGUACUUUGCUGGACCCACCAUAAAGCCCAGUAAAUGUUAAAGGAAUGAAAGUACUGUUGGGAUCCUCAUACUCUAUAGGCAAACCUGGUGCACUGGAGUUGGAUGAAUUUUCAUUAAACUACUAACACUCCAAGAGCUGUCUGCUUGUGGGAAAGGCAUUAGAAUUAUGAGCCUCCAUUUCCUCAGGUCUACCUACCCAUGGGAUUCUGUUAAGUAACAUAUGAGGUUUCUGGUACAAUGCCUGGCUUACUGUAAGGGUUCAAAUAUACAUCACUCAUACAGCCAAGAAGUAGAGGAGGAAAAGGUAUUUGUCUGUUUAGUGAACAGAGGAUUAGAAGCAUGGAUUUAAGGGGUCAGGAGCAAAAAACUCUUAAGACACCAGUGUGCUUGGGCUUUUGUGCUGCCCACCUACUCUGCCCAGAGCAGAGUCAAGCUAAGUAGAUAGGAUUAGGGGUGGCAGAUCACGGGCCUGCAAAAGCCAGUCCCUCCCCUGGCUAUUGGAAUGGACCCGCCCACAGUGACAUCACAAUCCCAAGUGGUUCCCAAGGCACUGUUGGAGGUGGACCCUCAUAUCUCUCCACGGAGCUCUAGGAUGUGGAUGUGAGAAAGGUGAGCAAGGAAGGCAGAUGACAACGAGAAACAGCUCAAGCCCCACACUUGUGGGCACAGGUCAAGGUGACCCUGGAGAGGCAGAAACACUGUCAGCUCUUGAUGCUGGUACUUGGGACAUAGAUGCAGCCACUCAGUUGAAGAUGAAGCCCAAGAAUGUACGCAAGAUCAAGGCACUCAUCAUUGACCUGGGCUCACAGUACUGCAAGUGUGGCUAUGCAGGAGAGCCGAGGCCCACCUACUUCAUUUCCUCCACGGUGGGCAAGCGCCACUCCGAGGCAGCUGAUGUGGGCGACACCCACAAAGAGAUCUAUGUGGGCCAUGAGCUGCUCAACAUGGAGGAACCUGUGAAGCUGGUUAACCCUCUGAAAUAUGGUGUUGUGAUGGACUGGGACUGUGUCCAGAACAUCUGGGAGUACAUCUUCCACACGGUCAUGAAGAUCCGCCCUGAAGAGUAUGCUGUGCUGGUGUCUGACCCCCCACUCAGCCCCAGCAGUAACCGGGAGAAGUAUGCAGAGCUCAUGUUUGAGACCUUUGGCUUCCCUGCCAUGCAUGUGACAUCUCAGUCACUGCUGUCCAUCUACUCCUAUGGAAAGACCACAGGGCUGGUGGUGGAGAGCGGGCAUGGUGUCUCUCAUGUGGUCCCCAUCUCAGAGGGCAACGUGCUGCCAGGCCUGACGGUCCGUGCUGAUUAUGCUGGGAGGGACCUUACCAACUACCUGCGGCAGCUGCUCAACAAGGCUGGCCACGAGCUCACUGACAACCACCUGCACAUUGUCGAGCAUGUCAAGAAGACCUGCUGCUACUCGGCUCUCCUGCCCGAGGAGGAGCUUGGCCUGCCCCUGGAGGAGCUGCGUGUAGACUACGAGCUCCCUGAUGGCAAGCUCAUCACCAUUGGCCAUGAGCGCUUCCAGUGCGCCGAGAUGCUCUUCAAACCCAGCCUGGUGGGCAGCACCCAGCCCGGCCUCCCUGUGCUCACAGCCACUUGCCUGGGCCACUGCCAGGAGGCAGGCUUCAAAGAGGAGAUGGCCGCCAACGUGCUGCUGUGUGGCGGCUGCACCAUGCUGGAUGGCUUUCCCGAGCGCUUUCAGAGGGAGUUGAGCCGCCUCUGCCCCCGGGACAGCCUCACAGUAUCUGCUGCACCCGAGAGGAAGACUUCUGUGUGGACUGGUGGCUCCAUCUUGGCAUCCCUGCAGACCUUCCAGGAGUUCUGGGUCAGCAAGGAAGAAUUUGAGGAGCAGGGCAGUGCAGCCAUCCACAUCAAGUGCUGAGCAGUGGUACCCAGGCCAGGACUUGUGGGCAGGUGACCUCUGGUCACGCUAUAUAUUUUAUAGAAUUUCACAUAAAAUUUUAAUACAACGGCUCUCGUCCAGUCUGAAUUUCUUUCUUUAGUCUGAUAGAAAAAAGUGGUGGGGAGUUGAUUUUAGAGGUAUUAGCACCUUUUGCUCUGUUGGGGCAGAAGCAGCAGGGAUAGGAGGCCACUAGGAGGGGCUCCCCUCACUGGCUCCUCCCCAAAUGAGGGUGACAUCUCAGAGCUCAGAGUGUGGCUUCCCAUUGGGUCAUCAUGGGGCAACACUCAACCAGGAGUCUGACUUCCAUCUCCCGUUUCUGCCCAUAGCGUCAUCAGUGCGCGAUUGCCCCAGGCUCCCUCACUCACCUCCCCUGGUUUCUGCUCCCUUCAAAGGUACAGCCCACAGGUGUGCGUCUCCUGAGUAGGACGGGCCUUUCCUGCUCAUCUGCCUUUCACCUUCAGCCAAAAUUGCAGCUUUUUUUGCAGUAACACAAAGUAGAGCCACUGAAUCCAGAGGAUAUGGAAGGAACCAGAGGGUCCUUUGGAAGCCAUGUGGUUUUCUUCCUGUAGAGGUGGGGAACUGAGGACCAGGAUGGAGGGGGCCAUGCUGGUUAGUAGAUGAGUCCAGGUGGUCUGACCCAGGUCAUGAUCAAUUCCAGAAGGGCAAACAUGGGUGGUUGACUUUGGGCUGCUAUAACAGAAUACCACAGACCAGGUGGCUUAUCAAAAAUAGAAAUUUACUUCUUACAGUUCUUGAGAUCAGAAGUCCCAAAUUAGGGUCCCAGCAUGGCCAGGUUUUAGUGAAGGCCCUCUUCUGGGUUGCAGACUGCCGACAUCUUGCUGUGUUCUCACAUGGUGGAAGGGAUCUUUUAACUAACUUGAAGAAUCAAUUGAC
Artibeus jamaicensis (Jamaican fruit-eating bat) is the source of this 3930-nucleotide messenger RNA. Its product is annotated as actin-like protein 7B. Bases 1762 to 3015 code for a protein of 417 amino acids. The record is from RefSeq and is a predicted model, not a curated record. Lineage: Eukaryota; Metazoa; Chordata; Mammalia; Chiroptera; Phyllostomidae. Gene Ontology annotation, cellular component: nucleus; cytoplasm. The transcript has a single exon.